AUGGAGAACGCGUCUCGGGGCGUCUACACGAACAACGCGUCGUCCGGCGUCAAGGCGAAGAAGAACUUUCGGCACGUGCCCAACGCGCCCGAGCGCAUUCUGGACGCGCCGGAGCUGAUCGACGAUUAUUACCUCAACCUCAUCGACUGGGGCGCGUCGAACCAAGUCGCGGUCGCGCUCGGGUGCACGGUGUACCUGUGGAACGCGGAGACGGGCGACAUUCAGCAGCUGUGCCAGACGAACCAGGACAACGAGGACGAUUACGUCACGUCGGUGUCCUGGGGCGGCGACGGGAAGCACGUCGCCGUGGGCACCAACGGCGCGGAGGUUCAAAUUUGGGACGCGUCGAGGCUGAAACAGGUGCGGACGCUGCGCGGGCACAGCGCGCGCGUCGGCGCGCUCGCGUGGAACGGCACGCAGCUCGCGACGGGUUCCAGGGAUAACAACAUCAUGAUGCACGACGUGCGCGUUCGCGAGCACUGCACGGCGACGCUGACGAGCCACACGCAAGAGGUGUGCGGUUUGAAGUGGGCGCCCAGCGGGAACCAGCUCGCGUCUGGCGGGAACGAUAACUUGCUUCACAUCUACGACGCGAACAGCAUCUCGAACAGCACGCAUCUGCACAGGUUGGACGCGCACCAGGCUGCGGUGAAAGCCCUGGCGUGGUGCCCGUUCCAGAGCAACCUCCUCGCGAGCGGCGGCGGCACCGCGGAUCGGUGCAUUAAAUUUUGGAACACGAACACGGGCGCGAUGUUAAACUCGAUCGACACGCACUCGCAGGUGUGCGCGCUGCAGUGGAACAAGCACGAGCGGGAGCUCUUAUCUUCCCACGGUUACUCUCAGAACCAGUUGUGCCUUUGGAAAUACCCGACGAUGACGAAGAUGGCGGAGCUCACCGGACACACCGCGAGGGUUUUGCACAUGGCGCAGAGCCCGGACGGGACGUCCGUCGUCUCCGCCGCCGCGGACGAGACGCUGCGAUUCUGGAAGUGUUUCAGCGAGAGCGAUUCCGGGAAAGCGAAGAAGAUGAAGGAGAACUCGGAUUCGAGCGUGCUGAGGCGCUUCGCUUUCCGUUAA
This is a messenger RNA of Micromonas pusilla CCMP1545, 1077 nucleotides long. RefSeq lists its product as uncharacterized. Gene Ontology annotation, molecular function: protein binding; anaphase-promoting complex binding; ubiquitin ligase activator activity. The record is from RefSeq and is a predicted model, not a curated record. The coding region runs from base 1 to 1077 and encodes 358 amino acids. Lineage: Eukaryota; Viridiplantae; Chlorophyta; Mamiellophyceae; Mamiellales; Mamiellaceae. Gene Ontology annotation, biological process: positive regulation of ubiquitin protein ligase activity; positive regulation of anaphase-promoting complex-dependent catabolic process; anaphase-promoting complex-dependent catabolic process. The transcript has a single exon. Gene Ontology annotation, cellular component: anaphase-promoting complex.